AAAGCCCCAGCGGGAAUACCGACACUCAAGCGCAAAGAAAGACGGAUAAAAGCACCAGGAUAUCAACCACAGACAGCCUGAGCAUACGCCAAAUACGCCACCAGACGGCAAGCAACGGUGCGCGCCACUACUGUGACAUACCUUCGCUACUUCUCCACCAGCACAGGGACACUGCGACAGCACGGAAAGCACCUGAAGGAUCAUCCAGCGAGCUACCGUCCAAACGCCACUCUGGUCCAGACCAUGUCAGCUGUACAGCAGCAACGGCAGCGAGAUCACACCGGGAGGCACACUCUCAUCGAGGUACCGAGAGGCCUACCUCACCGAUCCGUUGUACGCGGGACAGCCAGCAGCGCUUACCCUGGUCACGGGACUCUGCCCCCUAG
Molecule: messenger RNA, 386 nt
Organism: Pelobates cultripes (western spadefoot toad)
Lineage: Eukaryota; Metazoa; Chordata; Amphibia; Anura; Pelobatidae
Source: the annotation of a GenBank genome assembly